Camelina sativa (false flax) is the source of this 2507-nucleotide messenger RNA. Its product is annotated as protein PAM71, chloroplastic. Gene Ontology annotation, molecular function: manganese ion transmembrane transporter activity; calcium ion transmembrane transporter activity. Gene Ontology annotation, cellular component: Golgi apparatus; chloroplast thylakoid membrane. Lineage: Eukaryota; Viridiplantae; Streptophyta; Magnoliopsida; Brassicales; Brassicaceae. Gene Ontology annotation, biological process: Golgi calcium ion transport; calcium ion transmembrane transport; manganese ion transmembrane transport. The record is from RefSeq and is a predicted model, not a curated record.
UAUUAUAUUUGCUGCUUGUUGCAGUAAAGAGAAUCAAUCACACUGUGAAGAAGAAAGCAUAAAAAAAAAAAAAACUCAGGUGGAGAUAUUUAGAGAGAAAUGCUCACUUUGAAUCUCCCCGAUUCGAUUCGUCUUCUUCCAUUCCAAAACCCUAGGCCUCCCAAAUCCGAUUCGUGUUCUUCUUCUUCUCCUUCUUCUUCGUCGUCGAGGAGAUGUCUCUCCACCGCUUGUCCAAUUCCGAUCGGGUUUAGGGUUCGUGAUAGAUGCUUCUCUAGAGGUUUGAGUCAAUUGCGCCGUAAUGAUUCUCAGCAGCUAGGGUUUCGAUGCUUCCGACGAAACGCCGCUUGUUACAUCGAGAAAGCUGAUUCUGAAGAAAAUGAUAGGAAUCUGGAUGUUUUGGUUGAGCGACGAAUAGCUCACUCAAGAAGUGAGGCUCAGAGAGUUCUUAAGUUCUUGGCGGUAUCAGGUUCGGUUGCAUUACUCGGCAAUGAUCCAGCCUUUGCGGCUUCGUCAAUUGCUAACGGGACGCAGUCACUUGUCACUUCUCUUGGAGACCUCGGAGAUAUUAGCUCAGGUUUUGCUUCGGCGUUCUUGCUUAUCUUUUUCUCUGAACUUGGAGACAAGACUUUCUUCAUUGCGGCCCUUUUAGCAGCAAGGAACUCUGCUGCUACUGUAUUCGUGGGGACUUUUGGUGCUCUUGGGAUAAUGACGAUAAUAUCUGUAGUGCUUGGACGAACUUUCCACUACGUUGAUGAAAUUCUUCCAUUCAGGUUUGGUGAAACCGAUUUGCCUCUAGAUAAUAUUGCAGCUGUUUGUCUUCUGGUUUACUUCGGUGUAUCAACGUUAUUAGACGCUGCUUCAGAUGAGGGUAAAGCCGAGGAAGAACAGAAAGAAGCAGAACUAGCGGUUUCAGAGUUUUCAGGUAAUGGAGCCGGGAUAGUGGCAGCCGCAAGCACCAUCGUCAGCACUUUCGCCUUGGUUUUUGUUGCGGAAUGGGGUGACAAAUCCUUCUUCUCAACAAUUGCUCUUGCGGCUGCUGCAUCGCCAUUGGGUGUCAUCGCUGGAGCAUUGGCGGGUCACGGUGCUGCGACUCUGCUUGCGGUUUUGGGUGGUUCGUUGCUGGGAAAUUUCUUAUCAGAGAAGGUAAUUAUUAAUUCUACUCUCUAUCCAUCUCUAUGUAUAUAUAUAUAUAAUUAUAUACACAUACACAAUAUAUACAUAUUUAGAUCGAAUUAGUCUUAGAAACCUUAGUUCAGAAAAGCACUUAAAAGAGUACUUCUUUUUCUUUAUAAUGCCAGUUUUAGUUUUUUCUUACUCUUCUAAACUUGCAUUUAAUAUAAUAAUAAAAUGAAGAAGAAUAAAUUUUGAUUCCUGACCCAAAAAAGGUUAAGAAGAAUAAAACUAACUUUGAUGGUUGCAUUAAAAAGUUAGAAAAUUAUUAAUAAAUGAAACAAAUCCAUGUCCUUAAAUUAUCAUGAAAUGUAGGGUGAAUAUACUAAAUGCUAGCAUAUCCUAGGUUAUAUUCAGCUUUUAUAUUACACAAAAACCAGAUUCUCUUGGCAAUUUUCUAGCUUUUAUUUUUUAUCUUUAAGUUUUUCAAAAGUUCCAAAACACCUUGUUUUAAUUAGUCAAAGGAUCUCUUUUUUACUCUCGUAUUGUGUUUUGAGAUUUAACUUGAUAGAACAAAAGUGAGAGAAGUAGAGAUUAAGGUUUUUUAUUCUAAGGCAAGUGGCAACAACAAGCUUCUAUGUACAUUGAUCUCAAGUCUUCCACAUCAUUUAGUAUCUAUUCCUCCCUCAAAAAAGAGUCAAAAUAACAUCUUUUAUUGUUUUUAUUCUCUUUCUAUGUCCGAUCCAAUCUGUCAACAACGCGUGUUAUUCCAGAAAAACCGGGGGAGAAAUAUCUAAGCUAAACGAAUGGAUCAUUUUGUUUAGGUUUUAGAUCUAAAGUUUAGAGACUAUUUGAAAAAAAAAAAUUUGGGAGAGAGUGUGUUCUUAAGACGGGAAUGUUUAAAUGUUGUUUGGUUCGAAACAGGCAAUUGCUUAUGUCGGAGGAGUUCUGUUUCUCGUGUUUGCUGCUGUGACGGUGGCCGAGAUCGUCACGUAAGCAGCAAUAAUAAUACUUUUCUUUGCCUCUUACUUAUUGUAUAAAAAAGAAAAUACUAUUUUAAUUUUGGUUGCAGCAAAACUUUAGUAUAGAACUGUUCAUUCAUCACUCUCUAUCUUUCUGGAUACUAUACUGUGGAUUAACAGCAAAACAUAUGAAAAACAUUUUGUAUUUUAGUGGUUAGAAUUAACUUAGAUGUCAAGAUAGGUAAUAGCAUAGGUUAUGUUAUGAAAGAUGCGUCCAAACAUAACACGUGUUCGGGACCGGGAAGAAUAUAAAAGGAGUCCAACAUGAUAGAGCAUAUUCUUUUCUUUUUCUUUAUAUUCUUCAUCAUGUAAAGGUGUAAUACAAUAAUAUUACAAUCGUGCAUGUGAAAUCAAAUUAGCUGAGAAAGUUGUAAA